Messenger RNA from Populus euphratica (Euphrates poplar), 3480 nucleotides. RefSeq lists its product as uncharacterized. The record is from RefSeq and is a predicted model, not a curated record. NCBI's taxonomy places the organism in Eukaryota, Viridiplantae, Streptophyta, Magnoliopsida, Malpighiales, Salicaceae. The coding region runs from base 276 to 3080 and encodes 934 amino acids. The transcript is spliced from 6 exons.
UCCAUUAAUUGCAUUUGAACUCCACACCCCAUCUAUGAGAAAGACACGACCUUUCACUCUCCUAGUCCCCCAUUAAUCUCUGCAAAAUCAUUCCUGAGUUCUCUCUCACACUGAAACCCUACACUCCCAGGAGAUUUGCUUGAAGAAGGGAAAAGAAGGGUCCAAGGACUUUUAGCUGAUAUUCAUCAUCACCCCGUCGUUGCUUUCAUGUGUAGCCUUCUACUUUUUUCCACUUAUAGAUGCUGAAGAGGGAUUGAUCUUUUUGUAUUAAGAAAAUGGGAAUUGAGAAAGAAGGUUCUAAAAGUGGAGGAUACGUGGGUGGUUUUUUUCAGCUGUUUGAUUGGACUGCAAAAUCUAGGAAAAAGUUGUUUUCAAGCAGGUCGGAUUUACCAGAGCGUUCAAAACAAGGAAAGAGAAGUGAUGGGAGCUUGCCAAUGACUCGGCUUCAUCUGAUGGAUGAUGAUGAAAAUGGAGCAGGGUCGGGUAUUAGAGGGGGCAGUGAUUAUAGCUGUGCUUCAUCGGUAACUGAUGAUGAUGGAUAUGGAGCUAGGGCCCCUGGAGUAGUAGCCAGGCUCAUGGGAUUGGACUCCAUGCCAACAUCUAAUUUAUCAGAGCCCAAUUCUACACCUUUUUUUGACACUCAAUCUCUUCGAGAUGCUUCUCGUGGCAGGAGAAAUUUUGAUUACUACCAGGAUCAUCAAAUCGCAUACUCAGGAAAUCUGCUUGAUAAGGAGGAUGGCCCUCCUAGAAACUUUGAGGAGUCUAAGCCCCAUAAGGUCCUGAGCAGGCCUAUUGAAAAGUUUAAAACUGAAAUCCUGCCUCCUAAGUCAGCCAAAUCGAUUCCAAUUACCCACCAUAAACUUCUAUCUCCAAUCAAGAGUCCUGGUUUCAUUCCGAACAAAACUGCUGCUCACAUAAUGGAAGCAGCUGCAAAAAUUAUUGAGCCUGGUCCCCAAGCAGCAGCCAAACCCAAAAUGCCUGCUGUUGGGUCUUCUUCAGUACCACUGAAAGUUCGGGAUCUUAAAGAAAAACUGGAGGUUGCUCAGAAAAUGCCUCUGGCUGGGUCCUCUUCAGCAGCCUUGAGAACUCGAGAACCAAAAGAGAAAGUGGAAGUUUCUCAUAAAAAUUUAAGACUUGCAGAAACUUCUCGAAGACCAGUUGAGUCAAAUGCUGCCAAGCAUCUAAAGGGGCAGUCUUUGAACAAAAGCUGGAAUGGAUCAGAUGAUACAUCUUGCAGGGCUUUUUCUGAGACUGAAGAAGGUUCUUCUAGUUCAAAGACUAAGGGAAAGUCUAUCUCACUUGCAAUCCAAGCAAAGGUCAAUGUUCAGAGAAGAGAAGGUUUGAAUUCAAGUAGCAGUCAAGGCUUUGUAGGCCAGAAAGAACUGAGAGAGGUUUCAUCAAGCCAGUCCUUCAAGUGCCAACCUAAUGUCCAAAAGAGUUUGCAAAAAAGAUCUCCAAUACAGAAUACAUCUGGUGUGCUGAGGCAGAAUAACCAGAAACAAAAUUGCAUAAUGGAUAAAGACAAAUUGCCUUCAAAGCCCUUGGUUUCCAACCUGCAGGGUAAAAGAGUUCUGUCUGGGAAUCCUCCUGCGAGGCAGAAAACUUCUGGUAAGUCUUUUGGCUCCAAAAGUGGAUCCAGGAAGCUGGACUUGGAUUUGAGAGAAGGCGAGAAGGGGAAUUCUAACUAUAGUACGGUGAAUAAUCCCAGGAAGAAGCGAUCAAUUGAUGGAAAUUUGCAUGUUGAGAAAAACCAGGUUGUUGAUAACAAGCUGAUUGACAGAAAUCGGAAGGCUGUUGAACCUACUCCAGUUAAUGACAGGCACUUUAGUUGGGCAGAAGAAAGUAAAAGGAAAGGCAUGGAUGUUGUCUCGUUUACAUUCACAGCCCCCUUGACACGGUCUAUGCCUGGUUCAGAAACACCCACUCAGGCUGGACAGAAAAAUAGUGGUUCUUGUAUGGAUAAUUGUAGCAAGAGAUUGUUGCUUGAAACAGAUAGUAAGAAGCUAUCUUCAGUGGGAUAUAAUGUGAUAGGAGGGGAUGCUUUGAGUUCUCUUUUGGAACAAAAGUUAAGGGAAUUGACUAAAGGUGUCGAGUCUUCUAGUUCUAUAUCCACUUUUAGUUCAGGCGGCGCUGCACCAAGGUUACAUGAUAACAAGGAUCAAAGAGUCUCAUGCAUAGAUAAAUCAGAUAGCUGCUAUGAUUCUCCCUCUUCCUUAUUCUUCACUGAUCCUGCAGUUCCCAGAUUGAAACACAUUUUUCAGGGAGUUGAUGAGAUGGACUGUAGCAGCAAAUCAAAUGAUUCCAGACAGCUACUUGAUUGUAGACGUCCUAGUCCAGUCUCUGUUCUUGAACAUUCUUUUUCAACUGAAAGUAGCAGCUCUUUGGACAGUAUGGAUAGUUGCAGCACAGAAGGGAACAAGCAUUGUUCAUCCAUUCAAACCCAGGAAGUUCUUAGUUUGAGCUCUACGAAGAGGGUUCAUUUUGUAGAUGCUGAUAUGGAGUUAUCAGAUUCUGCUUCUUCAACAUCAACUGGAACAGUGGCUAGAAAACAUUCAAACAUGUUAGCUGUGACAGGCCUUGUGAGAUCAAAAAAGUGGGAAGUACAAUAUGUGGAGAAGAUACUAUGCAAUAUCGAAUCGAUGUUUCAGGACUUGGCAUUAGGUCGGGCUUCCAAGAUCAUAAACCCUCAUCUCUUCCAUCAUCUGGAAAGGAAAAAAAUUAUGCUUGAAAGUGAUGGUGUUGAUUCUAGGCUAGAGCGGAAAGUAUUAUUUGAUUGUGCAAGUGAAUGCUUGGAUCUGAGAUGCAGACGAUAUGUUGGUGGUGGAUACAAAGCAUGGGUGAAAGGGACAACAAUGGUAAGAAGAAAGGAAUGGCUAGCUGAAGAUAUGUACAAGGAGAUCUCUGAAUGGAGCAGGAUGGGGGAUUGUAUGGUGGAUGAACUUGUAGACAAGGACAUGAGCAGUCAGUAUGGAAGGUGGCUGGACUUUGAAGUUGAUGCAUAUGCGCUUGGAGUGGAGUUUGAAAGCGAAAUAUUUAAUUCAUUGGUUAAUGAAGUGGUUUCUGAUAUCUUGCGGUUUUGAUGCCAAUAGCAGCAGAUAAUAUUCAGUGCACAGAGAUUGGGGAAAUUGUAUGGUGGCUGUGCUUGUGGAGAACAAACACCUAGUGGUUGUGCUUCGUUAGAAUUGUACGAGGGAGAUCCCCAAGUGUGUUUUUCUUGGGAUUAAUUGUUUGCUUCAUUUAUUGGCUUGUGAAUCGAUGAGAGUGUUCAUAACUUGUAGAUCGAGGAUUGGAAGAGCCAGCUUAUGAAUGUUAUAUAAUACAUAAAAUGUGAACUCUGGUUCAACUGAGAUCAUCACUUGAGCUCCAUCUUAUAAAACCAAUUCUCUUAUGAAUGUUAUAUAAUACAUAAAAUGUGAACUCUGGUUCAACUGAGAUCAUCACUUGAGCUCCAUCUUAUAAAACCAAUUCUCUUAUUCCACU